This is a messenger RNA of Aureococcus anophagefferens, 1038 nucleotides long. RefSeq lists its product as hypothetical. The transcript has a single exon. NCBI's taxonomy places the organism in Eukaryota, Pelagophyceae, Pelagomonadales, Pelagomonadaceae. The coding region runs from base 1 to 1038 and encodes 345 amino acids. The record is from RefSeq and is a predicted model, not a curated record. Gene Ontology annotation, molecular function: RNA binding.
AUGAAGCUCUAUCAGGUCGCCCUGGCGGCCGUGUGCUGCGCGCGACUGGCCGAGGGCUGGGUGUCGAGCGUCGCGCGGCCGCUGCGGUCGCCGCACGCCCCGCGCGAGAGCUUUCGGCGCGCGCGCGUCGCGGUUCGCGCCGAGGGCGACGAGGCCAGCCACGGCGAGCGGCCCAUCUCGAGCGAGUGGGAGCUCGACUGCUUCAGCCGCCCCGUGCUCGUCAAGGGCAAAAAGCUCUGGGAACUUUUGAUCACCGACGCGUCGGGCCAGUGGCGCGACGUCGUGGCGCUGCCCGCGACGGGCGUCAACUCGGUCGCCGUGCGCAAGGCCAUCGAGGACGUCAUCGCGCGCGCGCCCGUCAAGCCGACGGUCAUCCGCUUCUUCCGGCGGCAGAUGCUCAACAUGCUCACCAUCGCCCUCAACGGCGUCGCCGCGAACCGGCCGACGCUGCGGGUCACGCCGAGCCGCGCGACGCACGCGCUCUACGACUGGAUCGAGGAGCGCGAGGCCGACGUCUACCCGGGCAUGGAGGGCUACAGCCCCGGCGCCGGCGCGGCGACGCGCGACCGCAUGACGGCGCCCGUGACGGCGUCGCGCCUGCCCGAGGGCCUGCGGGGCGAGCAGUACGCUUUCGUGACGCUGCCGCUGUCGGAGGUGCUGUCCGGCGGCGGCAUCACGGAGGAGAACGUGGGCGUGGGCAAGCUCAUCAACGUCAAGCCGGCCUACGAGGUCGACGCGCUCCUCCCGGGCAUCGCCAUCCUCACGCGGCGCUCCGACGCGCUCGCGAUGAGUCUGGCGUCGACGGAGCUCGCGGGCGUCCGCGCGGACGCGGCCCAGCGCCAGCUCGUCCUCGACGUCGCCCUCGACGAGUCCUUCCUCGUCGCCAAGCUCGACGACGACCAGCGCGUCGAGGCCGCGGCCUUCGAGAAGGCCAAGCAGGGCCUCGGCGGCCUCCACUUCGUCGUCGUCCAGUCGCCCGAGGACGACGGCGUCGAGCCCGCGGGCUUCUGGCUCCUCCGCGAGACGCAGAACGCCUAG